AUGUCUGGGGAUCCAGCUAGCGAAACUGUGAAUUCUCAGGCUGAUCCGAAGAUGGAAAAUCCUGGGGAGAGGAAAUUCAGUAAGGUGGAGAAAAGGUUGGACCUUGACGAUAUAUUGACAAACGAGCUCGGUCAGUUCGGGUGCUUCCAAUUGAGGAAUAUUCUCCUGGUAGCCAUACCUAUAGCUAUGUCAGCAUUUAUGAGCGAAUACAUCUUUUCUGCUGCCGCUAUACCACACAGAUGUCGCAUACCGGAAUGUGGUGAAGAUGGUAAACUUUACGAUGUUGAACCUGAUUGGAUUGGAAACGCAAUUCCAGAAACUAAUUCUGGAUAUUCAAGCUGUGAUAGAUAUGCACCAGCUAACAUCGGCAUCAAUGGCUCAUUAGACUACUGCCCAGCGAAUCUUUUCAAUACAGCAGAAACUAUAGGCUGCGAUGGCUUUGUAUACGCCAGAGAUAACUCAGUAGUGUAUGAGUUUGAUCUCGGAUGUCAAGACUUUUUGCGAGCAUUUUCUGGUACAUUGAACAGUAUAGGAACACUUCUGGUUUUACCGAUAACAGGUUUCUUCUCUGAUCGUUUUGGACGAAGAUUUGCUCUCGUAAUCAGUGUAUUUAAUCUCGCUCUUAUUGGUCUUAUACGAGCGUUUUCUGUAAAUUAUCCAAUGUACAUGGCCUUGCAAAUUCUACAAACAACUCUAGGCGCUGGUACUUUCAGUUCCGCGUACAUUUUUGCCGCUGAAUUGGUUGGACCUAAGUACCGGGUGGUGACUAGUGCUUUCUCGUCUUCAAUGUUUUCUGUAGGCCAAGUUAUACUGGGUGGUGUAGCUUGGCUAGUGCAGCCUUGGAGAUACAUGAUCAUGGCCCUUCACAUCCCUUGCUUCUUGAUUAUCUCUUAUUACUGGUUAUUAUCUGAGAGCAUCCGCUGGUUACUUUCGAAACAAAAGAAUGAGGAAGCAAGAAGAGUAUUGGAAAAUGUGGCUAGAGUAAAUAAAACAUCUAUAAGCGAAAAGUCAAUACAGGCUUUAAUGUAUACUCCAGAGGUACCUAGUGACGAUGCAAACGUUAAUAAGCCUGGUCUCAUCAAACAAAUUAUAAGUUCUCCUAUUCUAUUGCGACGGGUCUGCACUACUCCUAUUUGGUGGAUCACAACAACCUUCGUCUACUACGGACUCUCUAUUAAUUCUACUGGACUAUCGGAGUCCAUAUAUUUGAACUAUAUACUCACAUGUGCUAUCGAAAUCCCCGGUUACUUCACCGCAGUCUUGGUGUUAGACAGGAUCGGAAGAAAAAUAACUCUCUCCAGCGGUUUCUUCUUUAGUGCUGCUUGUAAUAUAGCUUUCGUCUUUAUACCAAGUGAUUUAUCCGUUCUCCGCCUAAUUAUUUUCCUCUUUGGUAAAUUCGGUAUCUCUGUGGUAAUGACGUCGCUGUACCUGUUCACAUCUGAGCUCUACCCGACUGAAUACCGUCACAGUCUCCUGGCCUUCUCAUCCAUGGUCGGCCGUCUUGGAUCUAUAACGGCUCCACUUACACCUGUUUUGAUGAACUACUGGCACGGUAUACCGUCAAUGAUGUUCGGGGCUAUGGGUAUACUGGCUGGAAUCCUCGUACUCACGCAACCAGAAACCCUCGGCACUACAAUGCCUGAUACCUUGGCAGAAGCAGAAGCCAUCGGCAGAAAACCAACUGUAUAA
Danaus chrysippus (African queen) is the source of this 1689-nucleotide messenger RNA. Lineage: Eukaryota; Metazoa; Arthropoda; Insecta; Lepidoptera; Nymphalidae. The record is from the annotation of a GenBank genome assembly.